UGGAGUGGUGGCUGCUACGAGCAGCGCUGGACGGGCAGUAUGGCGGAGGAGGAGGGCUGCGUGCGCGAGUCAGAGGCGCUCGAGGAGCAGUUGGGGAGUUUAUUGAGCCGUUACACAAGCGGGGAAACAUGGGCCGAUAGUAAACCGUUCUGCUCUGACUUUCGCAAGCUGGUGGAGGAGUAUGCCUCUCGCUGGCAGGUGCCGCUGCCUCAGCUGAGGAUCCUUGGGAUCGCUCUCCGCUACUUCGCUCGAGCCUCCACCUUCUUCACACCAAACUGUGAUCAUGUGCGACACACACUCAGUAGUCUGGCCUUGAGUGUUUUUGAGUUGCUGCUAUUCUUUGACCACAAGGACUUCUGUCAGGAGCCACUCAAUCACUUCACUGUUGCAUUCCAGGAAUGUUACUCGGCGCUUGCGAGGCAUCAGAAUGUUCACCUGCUUCAGGUCGAGCGUUUGGUGCAGGCUGGUGGGCCUUGGGCCGGCCCGGCCUUACAGGCAAUCCUCAGUGAGUCCAGUUUACCCCAAAGUGAAGUGGACGGGUGCAUCGGCUCUGAGCUGCCGGUGUUCUUUGAGCUCCGGGUGCGCUACCUCUUAUCCUGUGAACGAGUCAGCGAGGCUCUGGCCCUGGCUGGGUGUUGUGCUCGGCAUCCCCCAGCAGGACAACACUUGUUCUUCCUCCAGGUCUACCUCACGUGGCUUUUCAAAACCUCACAGCAGGACCGCCUUCACAAAGAGGUGGCUGAAUUUAAUGGUAAAGAUGCAAUUCAUAUCAUCUGUAGUUUGGAGGGUGAGGAAAAGGAUGAGUUGCUACUAGCCCUCAGCAGAGCCUUCCUCUCCCAGCAGCUGCGAAGAGGUGACAUGUACUAUUUGUGUUAUCUUGUCUUCAUAUGGAGUAAACUUCACAGUCGGUUGAAUACAUCCAAGCAAGCUCUACUUGAGGAGAGUCAUCGGCUGAUGUUGUCUGCCACCAACGCCAACUCGAUCUUUCCAUUCAUCAGAGCCAUACUGGAAGAGCUGGGUGAAGAUGGUAUCCAGUUCUGCGUGGAGCUUUGUGCUAAUGCGCUGGGGUCUUGCCUUCCCUGCGAUGUCAUCACCAAGUCCCUCAUCUACAAAACCAUCACCGGCCUGCUCCCCAAUGACCUUGAGGUUUCCCGGGCGUGCGCUCUUCUGAUCUUCUUCCUCGAACGCACUGUUGAGACCUACAAGUUGGUGUACCUUCUUUACAUGCAUCCUGAUCAGGAUUACCACGUAGAGUACAGCCCCAUCCGAAAUCACGUUCGCUUUGAAACCCUGCAGGUCUUGAAGAAGGACAUGCACUUUGACCCAGAGUUUUGUAACCUCAUUGCGUUGCGGACCAACUGUUUGAAUCUGAUGACCGAGAAGCUGGUUAGUGGUGACCUCAAAGAGAUCAUGGAGGACAAAUGGAUCCUGAGCUAUUGCGCCAAAGAACCUUUUUCGCGAUCAAGCUCAUCAGCAUUUCAGAAAGGAAGUAAGGGGGCAGCAGCUAAAAAGCGGGACCAUAAAGAUGACGGCCGUCAUGACAUCGACACUGCAUCCAAGAGAUUAAAGGUGAACCCCGGAAGAGCACGGCUUGAUGUUGACCACACCGGAAAGAAGAAAGGCGGCCAGCUGUCAUCACCUGAACCGUUGAGGCGUUCGUUUUGGCAGGGAGACAGACUACAGGACAACGGAGCUGUUGGGUAUGGAGAACUUCGUCCAAGUACAAGACUCUCAGAGAAGAACCCACCAAAACGGAAGAUUAGACAACCCAGGUGGCUUCUUGAAGACUCAGGAAAUCUUGGAAGGAACAAUGUUCUUUCAAAGAUCAAAAAGCAUGGGUUGAAACAUCAAAAGCACCAUGGAUCCAAUGUUGUAAAGGGGUCCGAAACUGUUGAGUUCGAGAACAAUGCCAAACACAAACCUUCAGUAAACCGUCAUCUUAAGGCAAGAAAAAAUAGCAGCAAGCACCAGAAGGGGUUUACAUUUGAGACCCUCAAACCAGCCACCCUUCCUCAAGUGAUCCUUGAGCUCUCCCUGCCAGACAAUGAACUGUUGGGAACCUUUAACGAGGACACUUACAACCGACAGAGAGGUUUCCCUCAAGUGCUUCUCUACAGACCGACAUUGAAGGUUCCUGCCACGUCCGAACCCGUGAAGACCGUGCACCGCAAAGAAGUGAUUCUGAGAGCGCGGGACGCGGCCAUGUUCGCACAGCAGCUGCACUGUUAUGCUCGGCGGCCUAAAGGGAAAGGUAUUCGGCCCAAUAUUCAAGGCUCCGUUUCAACAAUCACACGCUCCUCAGUGCAAGGAAGUCCUCCAAAAGAUCCAGAGAGAGAGCUCUUUGACAAACCUGCCACGGAGACCGAAGGCGGAAUCACUCAACACGCACCAGAAGCAGCUGAGGUUACAACAUCCCCACCACUGGAGAAAAUCCUUCACGCUCAAACUACAAAAGCAGUCUCGCGAAAGAUAUUUUCAGAAAGAGAGCUCUCCGAGAAGUCUGCCGCUGAGAUGAAAGUCAGCGAUGCGUCGCAGACGUCGGCAGAAACUGAGGUUCCAGAAGCCCCGAUGUUGGAUACGGUCCUGCAAGCUCAAGCCAUCGCUUCAGCAAGAGGGCUCUGUGACGAGUCUGCUGUUGAGAUGAAGGUCACGAUUGCCUCAACAGCGACUAAAGUGAUUCCAUCCCCAGGGUUAGAUAAAGGGUCUCGCGCUGUUAAAGACGCUUCAGAAACCACAACUUCAGCUGAGGUUUUGCAAACUUCACCUCCGGUCAACAAUCAGAUGGCGGUUCUUGAUCAAAUCUCUCCAGUCUCAAAGAUGGCCAACAUUUUAAGCAUGGGAGCUACUGAUCCAACACCGUCUCAAGUUGGUCUUAGAGCAGGGAGGCAAGAACUGAAGUCACUCUCUUCUCAGGCUGAAACUGUCAACAAUCCUGUCGUCCAAUCAAAAGCAGACGGUCCAAAGGUGCUCACAGCUGUUGGCGGCAGCCUGUCUGAGCUGGAUGUUUCACCCAAAUCCCCAAACGGACACGUGCCUUGUGAAAAUGACACAAGUGCAAUGGGCCCUGCUUCUACAGAUCAGGACAGCAUAAAUGACAUGUCUGAUCUGAAAUUGGUAACAGAAAUGUUAACUGAACUUGAGCCUGAGGCACUUGCUCGAGAUCUGGAGAAGUGCAAACAGCCAGCGCCAGAGGAUGGUCCGUCCACGGAGCACACAUCUGGAAGUGAUGACAAAGUUCCUCACAAAUUACAAACUACCUCCACAUGUUCCUCAGUUGCCGAUGUCCAAGGAAAGGAGGAGGAAACUCAGGAUUUUGAUCCAGAAACACCCGAGGACAGUGAUCUGCCAGAAUCGGAGGAAUCCAAGUUGGAGUUCUGUUGUACUUUCUGCAACAAGGCCUUUAAGGGAAGUCGUGUUGUCGAACAUGCCAUGUUCCAUUAUCGUAAGGACGAGUGCAUGUUCUGCAGGACGAUGUUCAAAGACGAUCUUCUGGCCAUGAUGCACCUGUCCGACCACAUUGAAAAGCUGAAGAGGAUCAAAGAGUCGGAAGGUAACGAUGUCCAAGAGACCAAAGAUAUCUCCACGUGUAAGAUCUCUGCCAAAGCUAAGAGCACAAGCGUGUCUUUUGAGCGCCGCUGUAGUGGGAGAUCGAGGACAUCUACAGACUGUCCUAAAUCAACGAGCCUUCCACAUUCAACCCCAUCCGGGUCCAGACAGUUGAGAUCAAACGGCAAGCCAGGGGAUGAAAUGAAACGAAACGUGUCCAAGCACCCUGAUGGUAAAACUCCUGUUCACAAGGUAAACGGGCAUAAUGGGAAAAAGAAAGCGCGCGACCCUCUGCAAAGGCACAGCGUGGAUUCGGAAGCUGUCCCGACACCGCAGGAGAUCCCUCAAGAAAGAACAAAGGAUGGAGCUGUAAACUCCAGGUUGCAGGAAAACCAAGAUGCAGAGAUGGAUUCCUCUGCAACAUGGGCACAGGUGGACCAAGCGGUCAGCUGUUCCAAGAAGACCGACUCACCGCGGGUCCUGAAGACGGACGGCAAACGACGCGAGAGAGUUGUUGAGGAGCCACAAGAGAGAGUUUGCUGUCCGGUGGAGGGCUGCAGCUGGUUUAAAGACCGGUCAAAGAAAGGCGUUGCGCUCCUCUACCACGCUCUCGAAGAUCACGCCGGCGAGGUCAAACCCUUAGAAGUGGCGUUCCGUGCGGGACACGGUAAAUGCAGUUGCUGCGUGAGGGUUUUGUGGAGUUUGGAACACUUUCAGCACCAUGUUGAAAGACAUAGACUAUCUCCUCGGCAUCCAUGCCUUCACCUGGGAUGCACUUCCAGGUUCAAAACUGGAAUAGAAAUGAGACGCCACGCCAGGAGGCACAGUCCGCUGCAGGCGGCGUGCUGCGUCCCUGGUUGUUCUCAGCUGUUCAUUUGCCUCUGGGCGCUGAACCUCCAUGAAAGAGAGCACUAUGCUUCCAAACCAGACAAGAAUGCAAACGAGCCAACGGGAGACAAACGGGGUAACACGCCGGAUGGGAAGAAACAACCGGGUCAUACGCCAAAAGAUGCAACCGCUACUGUAAACAAGACUGAGGGUGUGAAGGCUGAUUGUAAAUUAGGAGGAGAAGAUGCACAAAACUCCACUGCAGAAAAACAAGCGCCUCUUACUGUCAGUGCAUCCGUGUUGAAAGAGGAGUCGAAAGAGCGGAAUGAGACCAAGGAUUUACACGUCUUAAAGAAUCUUUCCAACAAAGACACUUCUUCACAGCCCGCUGGCCCUAAUCUGAGAUUACGGCAAACGUUAAAAGUGACAAGUACAACCAGAAGUCACAAAGUCAUCUCAUCAUCGCUGUUAAAACUGAAUAUCAAAGUGAGGCACAAGUUCAAAAAGAAGCAGGACAAAGGAAACGCGAAAGGUCCUAAAAGAAGAGGGCGUCCUCCGAAGUCAAAGGAAGCUGUGCAUGACGAGAAUACGACCGAUGGGCAAAACAAUCAAACUGUCCCAGAAAAAAAAGCCCAGAUCGCAAACCUCCCCAAAGCAGCAGAGAGCUCGAAUGUUGGCAACGAGUCAAGAGAUGAAGAGCAAGUCAAAGACGUCGUCAAAACUACAGACGUGUCAAUUAACAAAUUAAAGUCUAAGAAAUCAGUAAACGAGCCGAUUAAGACCAAUCACGUAGAACAAAAGGACAUUUUAAAUGAUACCCCGACAGCUGUUACGACAGCAAACGGUUUAAACCAAUCGAUCGACACGGCAGACGGAACACACACUUUCACAGCUAAGAAACUGCAUGAAGUGAAAAAACGCUCCACUUCGAAAGAAAGCCCAACUGCUUCUUCAGACUCCAGCAAGUCAAAGAAGCAUAAGGUUACAAAUGGCGAAGCCAACGCAAAGAUAGGCGUGAAGAAAAGUCCUCUCGGAGAAGCCGAGGGAAAAGCAGCGGCGGAAAACACCGACUCGGCACAAAGCGGCUCUGCCGGCUCGGCUUCAAAUGAGAGAACUGCACCACCAACCACCUCGGGGGAGAAAACACGGGAGGGAGUGGGAGACAAAUCAAAGAAAUCCCUCGUGAAAACGGAAGGAAGGAAAGACAAGAAUCGCCACGGGGCUUCCUCCGGCUCACGCCAGACCAAAAACAAACACGGGGAUCUUCACAACGAGGACAAGAACAAACUGAAGGGAAGACCGAAGGACGCGAGCAAAACGUCUGCUUCGAAAGAGAAAGCCAAGUCGAAAUCUGCAGCCCGAGCGGUCGAGGCUCGAGCGGCUCUCGGCGCGACCCUUUCCUCCGACCCGGCUGCCACGGCGACCGGCUCAAACGCCUCCACUUCUCCUCCCGCUGAAGAGAACACGCAGAAGGCGACGCCAAAGGAAAAAUCCAAGAAAUCUCACAUCACCAAAAAGUCAAACCCCAACGGCGCAAGUGAGAAGCGCAAGAAUGUUCGUAAAGACGGCGACGCCAAGAAUGUGAAGAAGAAGAAGAAGCCCGGCGAUCCGGGAGCUCGAUCUGCGACCCCGAAGCCGGAGAAGUCCCAAACCGCCGAGGCGAAAGCGAAGUUCCUCUCUGUCGGUGAAGCGGGGGAAACGGCACAAUCUACGACCAACAACGCGGGUUCCUCCGUCGUGGUGAACGGAAAGGCAGUCCCGGAAGACGCCGGCUCCUCGGCGUUCACGGACGCCCUCUCGGGGUACAGCAGCCGGCCGUACAAGCGGCCGCCGCCGACGGCGUACCUGGCCGAGAAGUACAUCACCAUGCCGAAGCGCAGGAAGGAGCUGUCGGGUCACCACUGCCCCCAGAGGACCGCCCUUCCUCCCGAGAGCCGCGCGGCCAAGACGCCGCAGAGACAACGAUGCGCCAACUGCUUCGCGACCUUCAACAGUGCCGAGGACCUGCAGAGUCAUCGGCAGGCGCAGAAGUGCUCCGACCUCUUCGGGUUCGACUCCGACGACGAGCGGAACAGUUCGACGGGUCCAAUCGUGUCAAAGUGAACUGACGUUCUGGACGCAUCGUGAACCUGCAUGGAGCCACCGGACGGACCGGACCUCGACGCAUCAGGGCUCUCCGGACGACUUGUCCGUCUCCCAGGGCAACGGCGUCGUUCACCUGGAGACUCGAGAACCCAAAGGGUCGCCCGACUCCCAGUGCAGCGUGUGCCUGUAACGAGAAGUCCGGGGGGCGGCCAGAACCCACGGAACACGGCCAAUCCGAUACGAGGAGAACUGAACUGAAUCCCAGUCGGACCGCUGGCAGGACAGCGAGUACUGAAGUGCCUGCUCUGGAACCGCCGGGCUGCUUCCAGCUGCUUCCCCUGGAGCGGAGAUUAAGAAUUGUGGCUUGAAGUCCGGACUCUUGAGCGCUGUGAAAAGAAAGGGAUAAAAAAACACGACACUGCCGCUCCCGCUAUCACUAGGACACAUGUGUUCACCCCAGAAAGCCAUAUGAUGCCAUUGUUUGCUUAUUGCACUCAUUUUUUUCUGCUUAAACUCUGUGAUGGAGACUGUACAUCUGAAAGUCACGCUAUUUUAACAUCUUAUGGUUGCAUAUAAUUUUCUAAACUUAGAAAUGUUGCCUCUCUUUUGGAAAAUGUUAUGUGUAAUUCUUGUUUAAAUACUAAUUGUAUUUCUUAUAUCCCUAUGGGCUUUAUUAGGGAUGUGCUUGUCCUCGCCUUGAGUAACCAGUAGGGGGCGCUGCGCACCAAUCUCUUUAUUAACAAUCAUAUUUUUCCUCUUGCAAAGCAUAAGAUGUUAUAAUUUCACUGGAGGGAUUUGAGAAAAGAUGUCACUCCCAGUCCCCAUCAUCACGCUGGAUUUACUUUAGCAAUAAUUAAGACCAACCACACGCCCCGCUCAUAUUUCUGCCGGGUUCUGUCAUGAUCGUGUUGAGUUUAUUAUAUUUCUGAAAUUGUGGCUUUCAUUAUAUUUUGUCAUUUAAACAUAGAUUUGUAUCUUGGCUGAAGUGUCAAGACCUUAGAAACAUUGUGAUUUCUCUUUCCUUCAAAGAGAAAGUAAUAAACAACCACAGUUUUUAAAGUGUUACCGGGGAGGCCGCAGGUUAUAUUUAUUUUGUAUCUUUUGUAAAUAUUUGAAGAGUUUCAAUCGCGUAUUAUAUAAGGUGGGUGUCGGAGCGAGGGUUUAUAUUUUCUUCUCGGAAGUAAAAAAUAAAACUUAUUUCAAAUGGC
Messenger RNA from Pseudoliparis swirei, 7667 nucleotides. RefSeq lists its product as uncharacterized. The record is from RefSeq and is a predicted model, not a curated record. Gene Ontology annotation, cellular component: nucleus. The transcript has 10 exons. The coding region runs from base 40 to 6477 and encodes 2145 amino acids. Lineage: Eukaryota; Metazoa; Chordata; Actinopteri; Perciformes; Liparidae. Gene Ontology annotation, biological process: regulation of transcription by RNA polymerase II. Gene Ontology annotation, molecular function: DNA binding; DNA-binding transcription factor activity, RNA polymerase II-specific.